Molecule: messenger RNA, 2251 nt
Organism: Chara braunii
Lineage: Eukaryota; Viridiplantae; Streptophyta; Charophyceae; Charales; Characeae
Source: the annotation of a GenBank genome assembly
GGCAGAAGGAGAUCUCCCAGGAAGGCCGACAGGAUGGCUGGACGACUGCCGAACGGCAGACCGGCAGGCACAUCCGGCGGAUCUAUCAAUCGCCAACGGAGUGCGGGGUCAGUGGCGAUGCAGCCGUACGACCCGAGGUUGUAUGCGCACCUCCCUUCUCACGAGAUUCCUCUGCCGCCGUCGGAUGACGAGGGGGGGGAAGCCAGGUCGCCGACUUUGCCGUUGGGAAGCGGUUCUACGCAGGACUGGGCGGCGACGGAAUCGUGCGGCGGCAGGGGGGUGGAGACGUCGUGGUCUUACACGUCACUUCUGAACGAGGGGCUGUGUGAUGAUGACGGCGAUGCAGCGGUCGAUCUGAGCUUUCAUCUAGCGGAGCAGCCGCAACGCACACUCAGAUCAUCAAUCCCCACUCGGGUGGGGAUUGUGCGGAAAACACGCAAGGCGUUGUCUGAGGUCCACGAGACGGCAAUCUGUCUCAAUCGGUUCGCGACGGUGGAGGUGAUCGUAAUAACUCGUCGCCGAGCGUCGGUGGAGGAUUCGGUGCGCGUCUGGGCAGAAUGCAGGCAGGAGUUGCAUCAAGGUGAAACGGAGAUGAUCACCAGACGGGUGCAACGGCUGCACGUCGACGAAGUGGAAGACGCGGAUGUUGAUGAGGGGCAGGGGUGUGGCGACGUGGACGGCGAGGACGGUUGCAAGUCUGACGAUUUACCAGACGUCAGGCCGCUUGGGAGGAGGGCGACAAGAGGCGGAUCCGGUGCGAAGAAGGGCCCCGCCAUGAAACCGAGAUGGAUGAAGAACAUGGAUGACGAUGGCGAGGGCGGCCGGAAUUUCUGGUCGGUAGGAGACACGGCCGAGCUCGUGAGGGCAAAAAGGAAUCAAGAUCUCUAUAUCGCCGGCCUGGGGACUAGUUUCACCUGCAUGAAAACGGCUGCGUGGAAGUGGGAGGACGUGCGGGUGAGGUUGCAGGCGAUGGGAGUGACGAGGGAUGCCGUCGACUGCGGGAAGCAAUGGGACAACUUGAUGCAACAAUUCAUGAAGGUGCACAAGUUUCAGAACCUCUCCGGCGGGAAGGACUACUUCAGGCUUGCUUCGAGGGAGAGGCGAUCGAAGGGCUUCAGCUUCGUCAUGGACCGGAGCGUGUACGACGAAAUGGAGGCCAUGACGAAGGGGGAUCGCACGAUCCACCCGGCAAAUUUGGCGGACACUGGGGCAGCGGGGGGGGUUCAAAUGCCCGCAGGCGCGAGGGGGGAUGGGGGCAGCAUGGGCGCCGAUGGUGGAGGAGAGACGACAGACGAGGAACAAGAGUCGACGAAAGACUCGUCAUUUAGCGCGGGAAGCGGCGGCGGUUAUGGGAAGAGGAAAAACAUGCGGCAACAAACCUUUGAAGCCGUCGCCGACGUCAUGGAGAAGCACGGUACGCUCAUGAGGCGGGCAGGGGGUCGGCGGCAUGUCCCCAAGCCGAAGAGGCUCUGUUCAGAAGAGCCAUCACCAAGCGCGCCUGUCCGGCGAGGGCGGUAUUGGGCGGCAUCGAACGAAGACGAAGAUGACGACAAGUUCACGACAGAGGAGGAAGUAGCAGAUAACAUCGUGGCGGCACCCCGGGGCAGCUGUCUUCAAGCGAAGAAUGAUCAGGCCGCGUCGAGGAGAUUGCUCACGCCCCCCCCGGAGGGGCAACAAGGUUGUCGGCAAAGCAACACAAUAGCUAAGGAGGUUGUCAUCGACGUCGGCGACAAGGACAAUGAGCCAUUGGAAAGCCGCAGGCAUCGAAAUGCAAUGCAAGGUGCCACGGCGACGGGAGUAAGGAUACACGCCGCGCAUGAAGAAAGGCCACCUCAAGGCGCCAUGCCGUCCACGCCGUCACAGCCGCGACCACGCAACACGGCUGCAGAUGGAGGGUCUACCGAGCGCGGGGGAGGCGAGGUGGCCCAGCAAGAAGCGCGCGUGGCGAGCGCUGGUGCAGGCGAGGGGUCCUCGGGCAAUGUCGCUGUCGUGGCGGGGGCGAGAGAGGAGGUUCCUGUUGUGGAGCGGGAGGUUGCGCGCGGCGAGAAUAAGUGCGAAAGAGAGGACGACGACCCCCUUUUAAGCCGGGAGCGGAGGGGAGGGUUGGCGAGAGAUCUUGCCGACCGCGCCCGCCUGUGGGUCGACAACAAACCGUUCUGGACAACGGCGGAGGGGCGCUGGCUCUAAGACAUCGUCCACCGAACGCGGGAGCACUUCGAGGCCAUCGACAGCGGGGUGCAAGCGCCCGUCG